Molecule: messenger RNA, 2017 nt
Organism: Antechinus flavipes (yellow-footed antechinus)
Lineage: Eukaryota; Metazoa; Chordata; Mammalia; Dasyuromorphia; Dasyuridae
Gene: BARHL1
Product: BarH like homeobox 1
Exons: 3
Coding region: 50-1033 (327 amino acids)
Biological process (GO): regulation of transcription by RNA polymerase II
Cellular component (GO): nucleus
Molecular function (GO): RNA polymerase II transcription regulatory region sequence-specific DNA binding; DNA-binding transcription factor activity, RNA polymerase II-specific
Source: RefSeq, a predicted model, not a curated record
UUGGUGGGUGGGUGGGGAGGUUCUGGGGAAAAAAGGAAGCGGCUUGGCUAUGGAAGGCUCCAAUGGAUUUGGGAUCGACUCCAUCCUCUCGCACAGAGCAGGCAGCCCCGCCCUUCCCAAGGGGGACCCCCUGAUCGGGGACUGCCGCUCACCCCUGGAGCUGAGCCCCCGAUCGGAAGGCAGCAGCGGAUGCUCAUCUCCUGCUUCGCCAAGAAGGGACUGUCUGGACACUGGAGCACCACGGCCGGGCGGAGGGUCUGGCCAGGGUUUAGAUUCCCACCUGCAGCCUGGGCAGCUGUCAGCUCCAUCCCAAUCCCGCUCCGUGACCUCCUCCUUCCUGAUCAGGGACAUACUUGCUGACUGCAAACCGUUGGCCGCCUGCGCACCCUACUCCAGCAACGGGCAACCCGCAGCCCAGGAGCCUGGGGGCCGUCUUUCGGCGAAACCUGGAGAGGACUUUAGAGAUAAACUGGACAAAGGCAACAGCAACUCUUCUUCUGAUUCGGAAUAUAAAGUGAAAGAAGAAGGUGACCGAGAAAUCUCCAGCUCCCGGGACAGUCCCCCAGUGCGCCUGAAGAAGCCGCGUAAAGCUCGCACUGCCUUUACGGACCAUCAGUUGGCGCAGCUGGAACGCAGCUUCGAGCGGCAGAAAUACUUGAGCGUGCAGGAUCGCAUGGAGUUAGCCGCCUCGCUCAACCUCACUGACACGCAGGUCAAGACUUGGUACCAGAAUCGCAGAACCAAAUGGAAGCGUCAGACGGCUGUGGGUUUGGAGCUGUUGGCAGAGGCAGGCAAUUACUCAGCGCUGCAACGGAUGUUCCCGUCGCCUUAUUUCUACCCGCAGAGCUUGGUUUCCAAUCUGGACCCUGGAGCAGCCCUCUACUUGUACCGGGGCCCCAGCGCUCCUCCGCCCGCACUUCAGAGACCUCUGGUGCCCCGCAUCCUUAUCCACGGACUCCAGGGAGCCAGCGAGCCGCCCCCUCCCCUGCCUCCCCUCGCGGGCGUUCUCCCGCGAGCGGCACAGCCCCGGUGAGCCUCAGUCCCCAGCCUUAGCCACCCGGGCGCUAGUUCUCCCUUCUCCGCGCGGGCCGCGCAGCCCCCACCCUCAUCCCAGUUCACUGAUACCAAGAGUGAGGAGACAAGGGAGAGCAGAAUCCGCUGCGCGCCCGGAGGGGAGACAUCCUUCACCUAGAGUCCUCUCUUGGAGGAAUGGGUAUUGAAAAUCCUCCCUGCCGAGUAUAAACUCUCCCAAUCCCCUCAUCGCUCCAGAACAGUUUCCCACAAGGGGCCAAAGGUCAAAACUCCAAGAGCUGGCCAGUGGCUGAUUCUCACUUCGUCCCCAACUCUCUCAGCUGCCGCGCUUCACUCAAACCAGCCGAGAAUGGGGUCAGUUUGCCCUAACCGGGUUAUAUCUGACUCUGUGCAUACAUUUACCCCUACAGCUCUUCAUUCUGCCCCCGCCCAAUUUGCUUCUUAAUCACUGAGAAAUUUGACCCGUAAGGCGCCUCCUCUCCCUGCCUUUCCCCCAGUCUGGGUGGGUGGGUGGAUGAAGGAACCACGAACUGCUCGCUUUGUCCCUAGUCCCUUUGCUCCAGGUCUCCUGCUGUAUAUUUGUCCCUCCCUCCCCAUACUCUACAGAAUGGGGAGGGCAGGGUGGAAAACGUGGACAGCUGCUUGUACUGUGACGUCCCCCACCCCCUUUCCUUCUCCUCUUCCUCUCCCCCAGCGGGAGCCCCGGCCGGACCCAGAGGAGAGUCUGACCGGGCCGGGCCGAGCUGUACAUACCGCGUGUAAAGUGUAUAUGAAGUUAUUUAUUCGUGACCCAUGAGCCCGUGACCGUGUCCGUGAAUUUGUGAGUCUGUAGCCUGCGCCCUCCCCGUUCCCGGGCAUGGCAGGAAGGGGCCAAGCAGACUUGCUUAUGCAGCCCCCAACCUCCAGCCCGGACCCCUGGGCCAGCCAGGUCCCUUGGGCUCGCGCUCUCUUUUUUAAAUGUCGAAAUAAACUUCUUACAAAUCCA